AUGUAUUUUAAGCUCAACACACUCUUACUCCUUCUUGCCAUUUUAUUUGAAACUAUUAUUACUUCUUCCGCCAGAAGAUCAAAUCUUCAUGUCCAACAUCAUGGCAAGGCUACGUGGUUUUACCCCGGAGUGGGCGCUUGCGGAGUAUCUAACACAAGCAAUGAUUUGGUUGUUUCAAUCCCAGCUAAAAUAUUCGACAAAUUUACACCGCAUAAGAAUCCAAACGAAAACACGCUCUGUGGAAAACAAGUCAGCAUUGAACACGAAGGAAUAGUCAUAUAUGCUGUUAUUGCAGACAGAUGCUCAGGAUGCAGCAAGAACAAUAUCGAUUUGAGCCUAAGUGCGUUUGCUCUGCUAGAUGACCCCAAUAAGGGAGUAAUAUCGGUUACUUGGAAAAUCUUAAAUUGA
This is a messenger RNA of Paraglomus occultum, 408 nucleotides long. The record is from the annotation of a GenBank genome assembly. Lineage: Eukaryota; Fungi; Glomeromycota; Glomeromycetes; Paraglomerales; Paraglomeraceae.